GUGAGAGUCGUAGCAUUAGAAUCUAAAUCAACUAACUAGACCGCAUAGUUUUAUUUGUUUAUACAUAUUCAAAUUGAACACAUUUUGAGUUUUUAAGAUUGUUUGACUUUUUUUAAACAAGACAAGGAUACAGAUUGAAUAUAAGACGUUCGGGUACUAUCAGCAGACAGUGGAUCAAAACAAACACAAUGGGAUCAGCAGCUACAAAAUAUAAUGAAAACGUACAAGUAGCUUCGGUUUUUCUGGCUAUAAGAACCAAGAAGUUUAAAAGAGCUACGGAUUUGUUUUCGAAAGGUAACAUUAUUAAUUGUAUUGACUUUGAAGGGCAUACACCACUUAUUGAAGCCUGCCGUGGUGACAGACACUCCGAAUCUGAAAAGGAAAGAGAACAAUUUGUCAACUUUCUCCUACAGAAUGGAAGCAACAUUUCCAAACCAGAUGUAUACGGAUGGACAGCUGCAAUGUAUGCUGACGAAAAUAAUCAUUACUCCAUAGCUAGGAAAUUGAAUAGCAUUGAAGGCAAAAUAAGUUGCUACAAAAAACGAGCUGAUCCACCAUUCAACUUUGUUCAGAAUGAAGAUGAUGAAAUCAUUGAAGAAGAAUCUGUGUCAGUGUUAAUUCGUUGACCUCAAUUUGUAAAACAUUACCAAACGGACAAUAGUAAUAACAGCCUUUUGUAAGGUAUGAAGCUACAAAAUCUAACCAACACGUAUUGCAUAUGAAAACAAUUGAAAUCAUGCUGUCCUAUAGUCGUAAACUGCUGUUUAUAACAGAGAAGAUACUGAGUAACAACGUUGUAACAAUUCAGGAAUACCCGAUCUUGUGUAUUGGCAAAACUGAAUUGAGAGUGAUAGGCGACAGGAAUCUAGAUCUUAAGUUUCUGAACGUCGUCGUAUAACACGAAGAACAAUGAAUGACAUUAGAGAGUCUCAAUAAACGAUUUAUAUCAGCUGCGC
Messenger RNA from Mytilus trossulus (common blue mussel), 956 nucleotides. RefSeq lists its product as uncharacterized. Lineage: Eukaryota; Metazoa; Mollusca; Bivalvia; Mytilida; Mytilidae. The coding region runs from base 189 to 626 and encodes 145 amino acids. The record is from RefSeq and is a predicted model, not a curated record. Gene Ontology annotation, molecular function: protein binding. The transcript has 2 exons.